Messenger RNA from Mesoplodon densirostris (Blainville's beaked whale), 2969 nucleotides. RefSeq lists its product as uncharacterized. The record is from RefSeq and is a predicted model, not a curated record. Gene Ontology annotation, biological process: negative regulation of endopeptidase activity. NCBI's taxonomy places the organism in Eukaryota, Metazoa, Chordata, Mammalia, Artiodactyla, Ziphiidae. Gene Ontology annotation, cellular component: cytoplasm. Bases 95 to 2629 code for a protein of 844 amino acids. Gene Ontology annotation, molecular function: serine-type endopeptidase inhibitor activity. The transcript is spliced from 15 exons.
UCUACAGUCAAAGGUCACUUAACUCAGCCACGGUCUCUUACUAAAGGAACCAGUUGCCAAUUCUGCUCCCGUGUAAGAAAACAAGAUUUUCCCAAUGGACUCUCUAGCAAAAUCUGUCAACCAAUUUGCUCUGGAGCUUAGCAAAAAGCUAGCUGAAUCUGCUGAGGGUAAAAAUAUCUUUUUUUCUCCUUGGGGCAUCUCAACCUCCUUGGCCAUGGUGUAUUUGGGCACCAAAGGCACCACUGCAGCCCAAAUGUCCCAGGUUCUUCAGUUUAGCAGAGACCAGGACAGCAAAUCUUGUCCUGACAGUUUUGAAAAGAAAAGGAAAAUGGAAUUCAACGUAGGCAAGGCUGAAGAAAUAUGCUCUAAUUUCCAGACGCUUAUCUCAGAAAUCAACAAUCCCAGCAAUGCUGGCAUACUUAAAACAGCCAACAGGAUCUAUGGGGAGAAAACGUAUCCAUUUCACAAUAAAUAUUUACAAGACAUGAAAACAUACUUUGGCUCAGAGCCACAGUCUGUGAACUUUAUGGAAGCUUCUGACCAAAUCAGAAAGGAGAUCAACUCUUGGGUUGAAAGCCAGACUGAAGGAAAAAUCCUGAAUCUCCUACCUGAUGAUGCUGUGGAUUCUGCAACCAGAAUGGUUCUGGUAAAUGCCCUUUACUUUAAAAGAAUUUGGGAACAUCAAUUCUUGGUCCAAAAUACCACAGAAAAGCCUUUCAGAAUAAACAAGACUACAAGCAAACCAGUGCAAAUGAUGUUCAUGAAAGAAAAACUUCCAGUAUUUUACAUAGAAGAGCCACAAGCCAUAGGCCUUCAACUCUUCUAUGAGAGCCGUGACCUCAGCCUACUCAUACUACUGCCGGAAGACAUCAGUGGGCUGGAUCAGCUGGAAAAAGCCAUCACCUAUGAGACGUUGAGUAAGUGGACCAGCACAGACAUGAUGGAGCUGUGUGACGUGCAGCUGCAUCUUCCCAAGUUCAAGCUGGAAGAGACCUAUGAUCUCAAGUCAACCCUGAGCAGUAUGGGGAUGAGCGAUGCCUUUAACCAGAGCAAAGCAGAUUUCUCAGGAAUGUCUACGGAGAGAAACCUAUUCCUGUCCAAAGUUUUCCAUAAGUCUUUUGUGGAAAUAAAUGAACAAGGUACAGAGGCCGCGGCUGGUACUGGGAGUGAGGUGAGUUUUCGAAUUAAACUCCCCUCCAUUGAAUUCAAGGCAGACCACCCGUUCCUCUUCUUCAUCAGGCACAACAAAACCAACAGCAUUCUAUUUUACGGGAGAUUCUCCGUCUGCUCUCAGGCCGGGGCAGGAGGGUGCGCGCGGGGCUCAGCCUCCGCCCGGAAGUCCAGCCUGGGGGUGCGGAGUCCGAGAUUGCACAGAACAGCGCCAUCUCCCGGUGCUCUGAGUCACCGCCGGAAGCCGGCCCGAAAGCAAAGCGGACGUGAAGCAUCCACCAAGCUGGAAGAGCAGCGGCCACCGCAACAGCUGGAAUCUCCCAGACCUUCACUGAUGGAUGAUCUCUGUGAAGCAAAUGGCACUUUUGCCAUCAACUUAUUAAAGCUGCUGGGUGAAAAGGACAACUUGCGAAACGUGUUCUUCUCUCCCCUGAGCCUCUCCUCUGCCCUGACCAUGGUCUUAAUGGGGGCCCAAGGAAACACUGCGGCGCAGAUGUCCCAGGCACUUUGUUUGAACAGAGGUGGAGAGAUUCACCAAGGAUUCCAGUCACUUCUCAUGGAAUUGAACAAAUCUGGCCCUCAGUACUUGCUCAAAACUGCCAACAGACUCUUUGGGGAAAAGACAUGUGAUUUCCUGCCAGCCUUUAAGGAAUCCUGCCAGAAGUUCUUUCAGGCAGGCCUGGAGGAACUGUCCUUUUCUAAAGACACUGAAGAAUGCAGGAAACACAUAAAUGACUGGGUGACGGAGAAGACUGAAGGAAAGAUUUCAGAGAUACUGGGGGCUGGGGCAAUCGGUCCUCUGACUAAGCUGGUCCUCGUGAAUGCAACCUAUUUCAAAGGGAAGUGGAAUGAGCAGUUUGACAGGAAGCACACAAGGGGAAUGACCUUUAAAACCAACAAGGAGAAGAAGACAGUGCAGAUGAUGUUUAAGCAAGCUAACUUUAAAAUGGGGUAUGUGGAGGAGGUGCACGCCCAGGUCCUAGAGCUGCCCUACGUGGAGGAGGUGCUGAGCAUGCUCAUUUUACUGCCUGAUGACAACACGGAUCUCGCUGUGGUGGAAAAGGCACUUACAUAUGAGAAGUUCAGAGCCUGGACAAAUCCAGAAAAGCUGACUAAGGAUAACGUUCAAGUUUUUCUUCCCAGAUUAAAGCUGGAGGAGAGUUACGACCUGGAGGCUUUUCUUCGAAGUUUAGGAAUGACUGAUGCUUUUGAGGAAGCCAAGGCCGACUUUUCUGGAAUGUCAGCCGAGAAGAACGUGCCCAUGUCCAAGGUCGUGCACAAGUGCUUUGUAGAGGUCAAUGAGGAGGGCACGGAAGCAGCUGCGGCCACUGCCGUGGUCAGGAACUCCCAGUGCAGCAGAACUGAACCACGGUUUUGUGCAGACCACCCUUUCCUUUUCUUCAUCAGACACCACGAAACCAACAGCAUUUUGUUCUGCGGCAAGUUCUCUUCUCCAUAAAGAGCUGCAGUCGUUGUACGUCACGCUGCCCACCCUGCCUUACUUCAAAUUCCCUGUGACCAAAUUGAUGUGGUGGUUUUGUUUGUUUGUUUGUUUGUUUUUGCGGUACGCGGGCCUCUCACUGCUGUGACCUCUCCCGUUGCGGAGCACAGGCUCCGGACGCGCAGGCUCAGCGGCCACGGCUCACGGGCCCAGCCGCUCCGCGGCACGUGGGAUCUUCCCGGACUGGGGCACAAACCCGUGUCCCCUGCAUCGGCAGGCGGACUCUCAACCACUGCGCCACCAGGGAAGCCCUGAUGCAGUGGUUUGAAUGCCAAAAUAAAGUGUAAUUAUGAUAACA